This is a messenger RNA of Cricetulus griseus (Chinese hamster), 2066 nucleotides long. Lineage: Eukaryota; Metazoa; Chordata; Mammalia; Rodentia; Cricetidae. The record is from RefSeq and is a predicted model, not a curated record.
AUUUCUUGUGGCUCAGAGCACAAUUUGGCAGUAAUUAGUGACAAGUGUUUUUCCUGGGGCUGGAACGAACAUGGCAUGUGUGGAGAUGGCACUGAGUCCAACGUCUGGACUCCAUCCCCAGUACAGGCUCUUCAGUCACCAUCAAGAAUCCUCCUCGUGGGCUGUGGGGCUGGCCACUCCUUGGCCUUAUGUCAGCUGCCAGCACUCUCUGAGCCGUGCCAGGAUGUCAAGGUCAUCUACACACUCCAAGCUGACACAGGGAACCCUGAAUCUCAGAAUGGCAUGAACAAAGAGAGGAACCGGAAGGAGAGACAGUCAGUAACUUCAACCCAAAGCAAUUCUGACAGGACAAGAAAUGAGGGACCAUGAGAGAGGACCCUUAAUAAAGUGCCUUAUCCCAACAAAUGGUUCCCUGGAGAAUCUUUCUGUCAAUCAGCUCAGGGGCUCAGUAAGCCCUGAUGGCUGGGCAGAACUACAGACAGAACAAUGAGGAGCGGCUCCCCCCCCACACAAAGAGGGCUGAGCUACAGAGAAGGCAUCUUUUCUGCUCAGCAGAUGCAAAUGAGGGGAUCCUCACUGAAGACCAUGCAAAGUUAAGACCAGCGAGGAAGGCUCCCGCCCUGCAUGUUGUCAGCCCAGCCCCCGGCUGUGUUUUGGUCCAGCUGCCUUAGGACAGCAGGCAGAGCAUCCUAGCAUGAGUAGCAUGCUUUUCCCUUCUAACUCGGGGGUUUGUUUUCUGUCCAGAGUCCAUUGCCUGUCUAAGGGACCCAGGUACUCUGCCUGGAGGCCCAGAAGGGAAGGCACUCGUUUGACCAGGGCACAAACAAAGGCAUAGGGUCGGGUGGGAAGAAUGGAAUGAGAAAGUGGUGAGAACACAAAGCUUCUGGGAGACCCAGCAGAGAAAACCCCAAGUUCAGACAAGGGUGUCUGAACCAGGGAAACUCUCAGAAGAUGUAUAAGUCUUCCUCCAGCCAGGCAGGGUUCUGGGGCUGCUGUGGCAGAUGAGCUAUGUAGUCUCUGAGCUGCCUCGGCUCUACUGCCUUCCAGAGAUUAUAGAAGCCUAGGACAUUAAAACUGGGGGACCUUCCAUCGACACAUAGCCUAGAGGCUCCAAACUACAUUCUUCAGAGCCAUACAUGGUGGCACGUGCCUUUAAUACCAGCACCUGGAUGGCAGAGCUAGGUGGAUCUCUGUGAGUUUAAAGCCAGCCUGGGUUACAUAGAGAGUUCCAGGCCAUCUGGGGCUAAAAGGUGAGACCCUGUCUCAAAAAAAAAAAAAAAAAAAAAAAAAAAAUGAAAAACAAAACCAACUCCCUACACUGUAGGCUGGGAAGUGGGCCAGGUAGAAAGAGAGGAGUUCUUCAGGUUCUUUGGGGUAGUGUUGGUUUUGUCUUUACAUUAUAUAUUGUGAUCUGCAUAAUAUUAUAUUUGAUAAGUGGAUCCUUAAGAAAAUAUAGAAACUGCUGAUCUUGUUCAACCAUUCUUGUUGCUCACCAGGAGAAAAUGGUGCCUGAAAAGGGGGAAGGAUCAUCUCAAGGUCACAUACUUCACUGCUGGUCCAGGAUAACCCAGACAGAGCCCCAAGCUAGACAAGGGUGGAAUAGGAAGCAGCUAAAUGACUAAAAGUGGGUUCUUCUCAGAAGGUGUAGGUGAAGUUGGUUCCAAACUCCACAGGCCUGAGCUGAGACACCACUUGCAGCCACAGUCUGACCUGAAACCCAGUGCAUGAAGUCUUGCUCCUAGCAUUGAACCCACACAACCCCACCUCCCAGGCCCAGAGGUGUUGCAGCAUUUGUACUCUGAUAUGCUCUUGCUAGCAUGACUGAACCCACAGAGAUGGAGCAAUCGCCCAGUGGGAAGCCACACUGGAGCAAACUCAAGGUUAUUGUCCUGUAGGCUGAGUAGUUGGCAAAAGCCAGGUCAGAAAGCAUUCCCAUGUGACCCAUACUGCCUAGACAGUUUCCAGUCACAAGAAACCAACACCAUCUUGCCCAGAAGGCCGAAGGGCAGGGCUCCCUCCUAUACCUUUCAGCACAUCCUGGAAAAAAAAAAAAAAAAAAAAAAAAA